This is a messenger RNA of Carlito syrichta (Philippine tarsier), 3022 nucleotides long. RefSeq names its product E3 ubiquitin-protein ligase HUWE1-like. The coding region runs from base 83 to 2497 and encodes 804 amino acids. The transcript is spliced from 16 exons. Gene Ontology annotation, cellular component: nucleus; Golgi membrane. Gene Ontology annotation, molecular function: ubiquitin-protein transferase activity. The record is from RefSeq and is a predicted model, not a curated record. Gene Ontology annotation, biological process: Golgi organization; membrane fusion; proteasome-mediated ubiquitin-dependent protein catabolic process. Lineage: Eukaryota; Metazoa; Chordata; Mammalia; Primates; Tarsiidae.
CCUCAAAGCUUCUACAACUACUAAGGGCAGCAAAUCUCCUGCAAAGGUGGGUGACGUGGGCAGUAGCAGUACAGACUUUAAGAUGGUAUCCUCUGGCCUCACUGAAAACCAGUUACAGCUCUCUGUGGAGGUCUUGACGUCCCACUCUUGUUCUGAAGAAGGCCUAGAGGAUGCAGCUAAUGUGCUAUUGCAGCUCUCUCGGGGAGACUCUGGGACACGGGACACUGUUCUCAAGCUGCUACUGAAUGGAGCUCGCCACCUGGGUUAUACGCUCUGUAAACAGAUAGGUACCUUGCUGGCCGAGCUGCGGGAAUACAACCUGGAACAGCAGCGGCGAGCCCAGUGUGAAACCCUCUCUCCUGAUGGCUUACCCGAGGAGCAGCCACAGACCACCAAGCUGAAAGGCAAAAUGCAGAGCAGGUUUGACAUGGCUGAGAAUGUGGUAAUUGUGGCAUCUCAGAAGCGACCUUUGGGUGGCCGGGAGCUCCAGCUGCCUUCUAUGUCCAUGUUGACAUCCAAGACAUCUACCCAGAAGUUCUUCUUGAGGGUACUGCAGGUCAUCAUCCAGCUCCGGGACGACACACGGCGAGCUAACAAGAAAGCCAAGCAGACAGGCAGGCUAGGUUCCUCCGGUUUAGGCUCAGCUAGCAGCAUCCAGGCAGCUGUUCGGCAGCUGGAGGCUGAGGCUGAUGCCAUUAUACAAAUGGUACGUGAGGGUCAAAGGGCGCGGAGACAGCAACAAGCAGCAACGUCGGAGUCUAGCCAAUCAGAGGCAUCUGUGCGGAGGGAAGAGUCACCCAUGGAUGUGGACCAGCCAUCUCCCAGUGCUCAAGAUACUCAGUCAAUCGCCUCAGAUGGGACACCACAGGGGGAGAAGGAAAAGGAAGAGAGGCCACCUGAAUUACCCCUGCUCAGUGAGCAGCUGAGCCUGGACGAGCUGUGGGACAUGCUGGGGGAGUGUUUAAAGGAGCUGGAAGAAUCCCAUGACCAGCAUGCGGUGCUAGUGCUACAGCCUGCCGUCGAGGCCUUCUUUUUGGUCCAUGCCACAGAACGGGAGAGCAAGCCUCCUAUCCGAGACACCCGCGAGAGCCAGCUGGCACACAUUAAGGACGAGCCUCCUCCACUCUCCCCUGCCCCCUUAACCCCAGCCACGCCUUCCUCUCUUGACCCAUUCUUCUCCCGGGAGCCCUCGUCUAUGCACAUCUCCUCAAGCCUGCCCCCUGACACACAGAAGUUCCUUCGCUUUGCAGAGACUCACCGCACUGUGUUAAACCAGAUCUUACGGCAGUCCACCACCCACCUUGCUGAUGGACCUUUUGCUGUCCUGGUAGACUACAUCCGUGUCCUCGACUUUGAUGUCAAGCGCAAAUAUUUCCGCCAAGAGCUGGAGCGUUUAGAUGAGGGGCUCCGGAAAGAAGACAUGGCUGUGCAUGUCCGCCGUGACCAUGUGUUUGAAGACUCCUAUCGUGAACUGCAUCGCAAAUCCCCUGAAGAAAUGAAGAAUCGAUUGUAUAUAGUGUUUGAAGGAGAAGAAGGACAGGAUGCUGGAGGGCUCCUGCGGGAGUGGUAUAUGAUCAUCUCUCGAGAGAUGUUUAAUCCUAUGUAUGCCUUGUUCCGUACCUCACCUGGUGAUCGAGUCACCUAUACCAUUAAUCCAUCUUCCCACUGCAACCCCAACCACCUCAGCUACUUCAAAUUUGUUGGACGCAUUGUGGCCAAAGCUGUAUAUGACAACCGCCUCCUGGAGUGCUAUUUUACUCGAUCCUUCUAUAAACACAUCUUGGGCAAGUCUGUCAGAUACACGGAUAUGGAGAGUGAAGAUUACCACUUCUACCAGGGCUUGGUUUAUAUGUUGGAAAAUGAUGUCUCCACACUAGGCUAUGACCUCACCUUCAGCACUGAGGUCCAGGAGUUUGGAGUCUGUGAAGUUCGUGACCUCAAACCUAAUGGGGCCAACAUCUUGGUAACAGAGGAGAAUAAGAAGGAGUAUGUACACCUGGUGUGCCAGAUGAGAAUGACAGGAGCCAUUCGCAAGCAGCUGGCGGCUUUCUUAGAAGGCUUCUAUGAGAUCAUUCCAAAGCGCCUCAUUUCCAUCUUCACUGAGCAGGAGCUAGAGUUGCUCAUUUCAGGACUGCCCACCAUCGACAUUGAUGAUCUGAAAUCCAACACUGAAUACCACAAGUACCAGUCCAAUUCGAUUCAGAUCCAAUGGUUCUGGAGAGCAUUGCGUUCUUUUGACCAAGCUGACCGUGCCAAGUUCCUCCAGUUUGUCACAGGUACUUCCAAAGUGCCCCUGCAAGGUUUUGCUGCCCUCGAAGGCAUGAAUGGCAUUCAGAAGUUUCAGAUCCAUCGAGAUGACAGGUCCACAGAUCGCCUCCCUUCAGCUCACACGUGUUUUAAUCAACUGGAUCUGCCUGCCUAUGAGAGCUUUGAGAAGCUCCGCCACAUGCUACUAUUGGCCAUCCAGGAGUGCUCUGAAGGCUUUGGGCUGGCCUAAUAAGGCCCUGCCCACCUCUGUGGGGGUUUUUCUACCAUUGUUGGACCUGGGGAGGGGGGAAACUAAAAAAGAACCAGAAAGAAAUUGUCAAAAACCAAUAAAUGAAAUCCACCAACUCACCAUGUGUGUGUCCCAGCUGCCCCAUCUUCCCCAGCUCAUACCUUUUCAUCCUCUCCUGUUCAUCCUCUCUUCCUCUCCCAUUUCCUCACCUUCUCUCUUCUUUCCAUGCCGUCCAUGAUCCCCACCCCAUGUGUUUAAAAGGCAGUAGCCUUUGCAGGGACCUGUUUGUCCCAACUGUUUGAACAGUGUGCUCCUCAGAUUCUGUGUUCAGAAGGAUUUGCUGCAUUGAGACUUGAAACCUUUGGAUAGGAGAAAAAAUUAUAUAUAUAUAUAUUUUUUUGUUCUGUUUGCAUUUCUUAAUUUGUGCUUGGAAUGUGUUGAUGUGCACAGCUAAUGAUUCAAUGCGAGACAAGAUUGGCGUCUGUGUUGUGGAGGUUUCAAAUAAAGAGCACUCUUCAUAACUCA